CACCGUGUUCGGGAACGUGGUGUGCAGUGGGCUCCUGAGUGACCCCCUCUGGCAUUUGGGAGUGCCCCUUUUCACAAGACUGUGGAACUGGGACUCCAGUGGAGGAAUGCUGGAGGCAGCUGUCAAAGCCAGCCCGCUACUACCGCUGCUGCUGCUGCUGCUGCUACUGCUGCUCUAGCAGAGCCCCACUCCGCACUCCACCAGCACUCAUCUGACUCACCAAUAAGAGACGGCACACACACACACACACUCACACGCGCGCACACACACACACUCACUCUCACACUCACACACGCUCACUCAUUCACAGAGUGAGAGAGCUCUCAGACCCACAGAGACACAGAGAGAGAAGCAAAAGUCAGUGGGAGAGGAGAGAAAGAGAGGUGUGAGAGGAGAAGAGAGAAAGAGAGAAGGAGAGAGAGUCGUAAGGAAAACUGAGGCAUAUCAAAGAGAGAGAGAGAGAGAAAAGAGGUUAGUGAUCCCGUCAAUCCCAUCCCGGUUUCCCCCCCUGCUUUUCUGAAAGAGACGGACGGACACAAAAAAAAAAAAUCAAGCGAGCAAGCACAAGAAGCGGGCCUCCGGACAGGACACAAAAAAAAAGUGGAAAGAAAAAAAAAAGAAGAAAAGCCAAGAAGACAAGAAAAGAAACGAAAAAACAAUUAACUAAAAGAGGAGAAGAAUUGAGAAGAGAAAAAAAGGACGUGUGCGUUGCAUGCAGGCAAGAGAGGGAGGAGCCUGCUGACCCAGAGAGAGAAGUGGAGCAGUGGAACCCGCGCUGCUGUCCUCAAACCGCUCGGGCUGGACUUGUCCCACCAUUGUCUCCCCCCCCCCCCUCACCCCAGUCCUCUCCGCGCCUGCACGCCACGCCACGCCACGCCACGCUCGCUCCCGACCCCGCGGCCGAAAUGAUGAUGUAUUUUUGGGGUAACCAAGAGGCGGCCAACCCCCCAGAAGCGAUGGCCCAGCCCUACACCCCGGCGCAGUACCCACCGCCCCCCCCACAGAACGGCAUGCCGGCGGAGUUUGCGGCGGCGCACCCGCUCCCGCCGCAGGACUUCACGGGCCAGAGCCGGGUGCCGGAGCACGCGCUGACCCUCUACACGCCCACACAGACGCACAGCGAGCCCGUCGGCAACGACACCAGUCCGCCCAUCAUCAGCGCCAACCCCGCCAACGUCAACACAGACGACGUGACGCAAACAGAGGUCUCCCAGCAGCUCCAGCUCCAGCACUCAGAGUCCUCAGAAAAGCAGCAGCCCAAGCGGCUCCACGUCUCCAACAUCCCCUUCCGCUUCCGGGACCCCGACCUGCGGCAGAUGUUUGGGCAAUUUGGCAAGAUUUUAGAUGUGGAGAUAAUCUUCAACGAGCGAGGAUCUAAGGGCUUUGGUUUUGUAACUUUUGAAACGAGCACAGAUGCCGAUCGCGCACGGGAGAAACUAAACGGUACAAUCGUAGAAGGACGCAAAAUCGAGGUGAACAACGCAACAGCACGAGUGAUGACCAACAAAAAAGUGACAAACCCCUACACAAACGGCUGGAAGCUGAAUCCUGUAGUGGGCGCUGUCUAUGGUCCUGAACUCUACGCUGUAACUGGUUUUCCGUACCCAGCCACCGGAGCCACAGUCGCCUACAGGGGGGCCCACCUGAGAGGGCGGGGCCGGGCCGUGUACAACACCUUCCGCACGGCACCCCCGCCCCCUCCCAUCCCAGCGUACGGAGCAGUGGUUUACCAGGAUGGCUUCUACGGUGCAGAGAUCUAUGGGGGCUAUGCUGCAUACAGAUAUGCUCAGCCCACCACUCCUGCAGCCUACAGUGACAGCUAUGGCAGAGUCUAUGCAACGCCGGACCCUUACCACCACACGAUCGGCCCAGCCACCACCUACAGCGUGGGGACCAUGGUGAGUGACAUCCUCCUCCACACCCUGCUGCACUCACACACACACAUCCACUCAUACAAACACACACAUACACACACAUGUCAGAAUAUUAGUGUCUUACAUAUGAGCACAGUACCGUCCAUAAGAGAGACGUUUCGAUAUCUGCUCAUUCACUCCACCUAGUGGCCACUCAAUAGCACUGUUACAGUGUUGGUUGGAGUUGGCGUACUGAGACUACACAUUUGCCUCCCUAAAAUGACUGCGACCACAGACUCUAGACUGAUAUGUGUCUGAUAUGUGUUAGAUGGUUAUUGCUGACACACGACUAAUCACAAUCUGCCUCAUACAAACGUUUCCUGCUGUGAGCACACUCUCCUACAAGAAUCAAGUCAGCUGGUUAAUGUUUGUUUUUAGCUAGCGUUUGCAGCUUUACAUCAAAGAUGAAAAGUCAAAAUCAGUGAAAAGGCAAUUCCUUUUUUUGAAAAGAAAGAGAAAUAUAUUCUCUAACUUUUAUUUUAUUUUCCCUUUUCUUUGGAGAGCGUGGGAGGGGGCUCUUAUUUUUCCUCUGAUAUGAGCAACUGUUAACCGCAUGCAGCAGUGUGCCGUGGGACAUGAAAGGGGGGAGAGAGAGAAAAAAAAAGAAAGAGGGAGAAUGGAGGAAAGAAGGGAUGGAAAGAGUAUUGUCUCACCAUCUUCUUCCACCCUUAAGUUUUGAUUGGGCUAUCACUCUCUCCGUUAGGUUAGCAACUCAAAUACUUAGCAUUUUCCGGCAUGCAUGCGAUUUUCUUUUUUUGUCCUCAAAAACAAUAA
Molecule: messenger RNA, 2687 nt
Organism: Clupea harengus (Atlantic herring)
Lineage: Eukaryota; Metazoa; Chordata; Actinopteri; Clupeiformes; Clupeidae
Gene: rbfox3b
Product: RNA binding fox-1 homolog 3
Exons: 12
Coding region: 906-2060 (384 amino acids)
Biological process (GO): regulation of alternative mRNA splicing, via spliceosome; nervous system development
Cellular component (GO): cytoplasm; nucleus
Molecular function (GO): mRNA binding
Source: RefSeq, a predicted model, not a curated record